Drosophila mauritiana is the source of this 570-nucleotide messenger RNA. RefSeq lists its product as uncharacterized. NCBI's taxonomy places the organism in Eukaryota, Metazoa, Arthropoda, Insecta, Diptera, Drosophilidae. Gene Ontology annotation, biological process: proteasome assembly. The transcript has a single exon. The record is from RefSeq and is a predicted model, not a curated record. Bases 88 to 513 code for a protein of 141 amino acids.
CAUCGAUGUAUUUUUCAUCGCUUUUUCAUGCUGUCUCAUCGUAAACAAUAUCAACAUUGUUAAGCGCUUUUACAAUUGCUCAAAAAAAUGAACCACACAGCAGACAAACCUCGACAAAUCGGAUUUGACAGGCAGUUUUCAGCGGACGUGAAUGGCGUCCCUACGGAGAUAGUGUUCCACUGCUUCGCCAAGAAGUGGUUUUUAGUCAUAACGCAGCUCGGCAAGAUUCCCGGCAUCUACAACGUGCACUUCGAUGUCAAAAAGGACGAAAGGGUGGUUCCCUACCUGCACGGACCAGUGGACAAUCCGGAGUUCCACGUAUCGGUGCCCAUCACGAUGAACUGCUGCUUGGGCUUGGACACUGACGAGACCCGCAGCGCCAUCCAGUUUCUGGUCAACAGAACCGGACUCCACAAGUGCCCGACGGAGUUCGUGGUGGGCUUGGGUCUCAAGCAAAUCGACGGACCCAAUCUUCGUGCCCUAGCAAAGAUCCUCGAGGAGGCGUUAUUCUAGUCUACGUUCGUUAUAUCCAAUAAAUAUUAGCUGUAAGACAGCUUUUGUAAAAAAAAA